AUGGUUUAUAUAUCCACCAACGAAACUGAAGAUGAUCCUACUGUUAAAGAUGUGACUUAUUCGGGUUUUAAUAUGCAGAGCAUGAGAGCUAACCUUGAAUCAAGUAUUGAAAACUUUUGGCAGUGCAUAAAAGUUAAAUCAAAUGAUUAUAUAGUUAAAGAAGAAACUGACAAAAUUAACUUUCAACGUGAGAAAUUUCUCUCAUUUAUUGAAGGUUCUAUCCAACAAAGCCACGAAAUACGCAAAUAUGUUUCGAACUUGCAGUUAUUAAUUAAAAGUUUCUCCGACCAGCCUAUCUCUGAUGAUAACCAUAGAAGUUUAAAAUCUUUAUUGGAUGAUACUGAACGUAAUUUGAAAUCGUCUGAAAAGUUGAAGGAUCAAGCUAAUAUGGUUAAAGAUGAACUAGUAGAUAUCAGAAACAAUCUUAAUAAAUAUAAAAAUGAUGUUCAGAAUGAUUCGAGCAACAUUAGAUCGAAAACAAAAGAUGAAUUUGACAAAGUUAAUGAUGAAAUCAAAUCCUCAACAACUACUCUCGCGGUUGGAUCUGCCGCUGCAGGAAUUGGUGCUGUAUUAACUGCGGUUUCUGUAGCUCUUGCACCGUUUACUGCUGGUGCUAGUAUUGCUAUAGAAGCGGCUAUUUUUGGUAUUAUUGGAGGUUCAGCUGCAAUUGGUGGUGGUGCUGCUGUUGCCAUAAAAGAAGGAAUGAAUAGACCAACUAGAUGGGCUAAAAGCGGUGACAUUAAAGAGAAAUUGGAACAAGAAAGGAAAGAUUUAACAGUCAUAAUCGAUAAGAUGGAGGAAGAUCUUAAAUCAAUAAUUAUAACAAUUGGACAGCUUGUUGGAUAUUGGGAGAAUCAGACAGAAAUCGUUUCUGAUCUUUUAGAUAAAGUGAAUGAAACAAAAACUGAUGGGAAAGUAAACAAUUUGGUCGUUAGAGCUAUUGACAAAUCUUUGAAAGAAUUGGAAUUAGAUGAACUUUAUGCCAAAGAUUUUUGUGUUACAAUAAGAGGUUUAUUGGCAAAAGAUCAAACCGAAUCUAAGACGGGAUUGGUCGAAAAUGAAUUUUAUCAUUUUUUACUUUUUAUACGAGAAAAUUUUUAA
Molecule: messenger RNA, 1101 nt
Organism: Cetraspora pellucida
Lineage: Eukaryota; Fungi; Glomeromycota; Glomeromycetes; Diversisporales; Gigasporaceae
Source: the annotation of a GenBank genome assembly